AUGUUGUUUUCUCUUGAAUUCAUUCAAGAACUUAACCUUACUGCUGAUAAAGAUAAAUCUGACAAGCAAACUUUCUUUCACCAUUCAGGACAAUCAAGUUCCCAAAUAGAUUAUAUCUUCUCUUCUAAAGAAAAUCUGUUUAAAAACUAUACAAUAUGGAAUAGUUCAUCUUCAAAUGUCUCAGCUCAUGUGCCAGUAUCAGUAACAACUAACAUUACCAUUCCAACUGAUGUAACCAAAGCCAAUAAAGAAAUCCAAACAGUUCAUAAACUUCAAUGGGACCAGACCGAUCUCCCUCUCUAUACAGAAUCUAUUCAGACUGAAAUCUCAAAGCUGCAAUUGACUCAAAAACCAUCUAACAGUAUCCAAAAUAUCACAAAAGCCUUACUUGCAGCCUCAAACAAAGCAGUACCAACCAAACCCAUCAAACUGAAAGGUCCAAAAUGGAAGGCAUCACCUAGAGUCAAAAAACAUCUAAAAAACUGCAAACAACUAUACUCAAAAUGGAAAUCCGAAGGCAAAAAAGCAGACCACCCAUUUAGGAUACAACUAAAAGCAGAAAAGAAAAAUCUCCGCAGUCAGCAAAGAAAGGAACAUGCUGAAGAUAGACUGAAUUUAUAUCAGCAAAUUAUGGAUAAUCCAUCCACAGACUUAUUUUACAAAUUAAUAAACAGGAAUAGAUCUAAACCUAGAACAAAUUCAACGGGUAUCGAUAUAGAGGGCGAACUAGAAUUUAAUCCUGCUAUACAGAGAAAGGCAUUCGCAAAGUACUAUGAAGAUCUUAGUAUACCAAAAGAAUCAAAAUUUGAUAAUUCAUAUCUGGAAUUAUGCCAAAUAAGGCAGCAUCUCGUGGAAGAAGUUCUAUAUAACCAACAAACAACAAUAGAACCAUACAAAGAAGAUGACGUAUCCAAAGCUAUUGACAAUUUAAACAGUGGCAAAUCACCUGAUGAGUACGGACUAUGUGCAGAACAUCUAAAACUUGCUAAAGAAACAGUCACACCAACGCUUACAAAGAUAUUUAAUGACAUACUCAUUCACAGAACUGUCCCAAUUGAAUUCAAGUCUGGAAUUCUAACUCCUGUACUUAAAAAGGAAAAAAAUCAAUGCCUAGUCUCCAGCUAUAGAGGAAUCACUGUAACCCCUGUGAUAUCAAAACUCCAUGAACUCUGUAUACUUGGCAAACUCAGUAUUACUCCUAACACUGAUCUACAAUAUGGAUUUACAGAAGGGUUAUGUCCACUUAUAGCUAGUCUCAUUAUAUCAGAAUGCAAAUGUGAACGGAAAAACAACACUCUUUAUCUGGCUACUGUUGAUGUCCAAUCUGCCUUUGAUGUAGUCCAGCAUCUGAUACUCCAUGACAAAACGCUAGAUAGGAAUAUACACCCAGAUCUAUGGUUUGUCAUCAAAGACCUAUACUCUGGCCUUACUUCCAAAGUCAAAUGGCAAGGAGAACUUAGUGACAGCUUUAAUAUACUCCAAGGAGUUAGACAGGGAGGUAUACUAUCAACUCAUCUGUACAAAAUAUUUGUAGAGGAUCUCCUUGUAGAAUUAGAGAAAAAUGCAACAGGAUUCAGUCUGGGAGAUAUUUACUGUGGAGCGCCUACUUGUGCCGAUGACAUCGCCCUGAUAAGCUCGGAUCCAGCAGAACUACAAAUAAUGCUAAACACCAUUGGAAGAUAUGCAAAUCAACAUCAUUACAAUAUCCACCCAACAAAAUCGAAAGUUAUCUGCUACGGAUCUGCAAAGAAUCACAGAACAAACACCUGGAAAUUAUCAGAUAAUACAAUUGAACUCUCAAACGAAACUACUCAUUUAGGCCUAAAAUGA
Molecule: messenger RNA, 1830 nt
Organism: Mytilus trossulus (common blue mussel)
Lineage: Eukaryota; Metazoa; Mollusca; Bivalvia; Mytilida; Mytilidae
Exons: 2
Coding region: 1-1830 (609 amino acids)
Source: RefSeq, a predicted model, not a curated record